UAUCAUGUGUUUGUUUUCAGUGUAAAGACUCGCUGUUAAAUCCAGGCAACUACUGCAUUAUAAAAUCAUAUAAAAUAAUGAAACGCGUAGCAAUUAUCGGUGCUGGCUGUAGUGGACUAGCAGCUAUAAAAUGUUGUCUUGACGAGGGUCUCGAGCCUGUGUGUUUCGAGACAACAAACUAUAUAAGCGGAUUAUGGCACUACACAGAGGAGGUGGAAGAGGGUCAGGCGUGCGUUAUGAAAUCUACAGUGAUCAACACAUCCAAAGAGAUGAUGUGCUACAGUGACUUUCCUAUACCUGAGGAGUAUCCAAUCUAUAUGCACAACAAGUGUGUUGAUCAAUAUUUCCACAUGUAUGCGGACAAGUUCGGGCUCGGGAAAUAUAUCAAUUUCAACACAGAGGUAUUGUCCGUGAAACCAACAGAAAGUUUUAAGACGGACGGAAAAUGGUCUAUUACAACAAAGAGGUCCGACGAGAAAGAAAAACAACAUACAUUUGAUGCUGUUCUUAUAUGUACCGGACAUCAUGCAGAAAAGAAUAUACCGAACUUCCCCGGGUUAGAUACGUUCAAAGGCAAGGUGACGCAUACCCACGAUUACAAGGAUUACCAUGGUUACGAGGACAAGAAUGUUCUGAUUAUCGGUAUUGGAAACUCUGGCGGGGAUGUUGCUACAGAACUUAGUCGAAUAUCGUCUCAGAUUUAUUUGAGCACCCGAUCUGGAUCAUGGAUAUUCCAUCGAGUUGACGAUAACGGGGUUCCCGGGGACAUGAACCAUUCAACUCGCUUCAAUACCAUUCUGUUGCAAAAUUUUCCUAAUUUGAUGCAGAAUCUUGUUAAAAAGAAAAUUAACUACAAAUUUGAUCACGAAAAAUACUGCCUUCAACCGAAACAUGGUAUCUUUUCUGCUCACCCCACAGUGAACGACGAACUUCCAAACAGAAUAAUUUCCGGUGGUGUUAUUGUAAAAGCCAAUGUAGCAGAGUUCACUGAAACUGGAGCAAUAUUUGAAGAUGGUACUAAAGUCGAGAAUUUGGACGCUGUAGUACUUGCUACAGGAUACAUAUUUGGCUUCCCGUUUCUUGAUAAGAAUGUUCUAGAAGUGAAGGAGAACAAGAUCAAUCUGUAUAAAUACAUGUUUCCACCGGAUCUGCAAAAGAAAACCCUGGCAAUUAUUGGGUGUUUCCAGCCACUUGGAGCAAUUAUGCCAAUGAGCGAAAUGCAGUGUCGUGUAGCUACUAGAGUGUUUAAGGGCAUAAAAGACCUGCCGGAUAGCAAUGAGAUGUGGACAGAUAUUAAAGACAAACGGGCUGCCAUGGCGUUGAGAUAUAAGAAAGCAAUGCGACAUACUAUUCAAGUGGAUUACGUUCCAUACAUGGAUGAAUUAGCAGAAAUGAUAGGCUGUAAACCAGACAUAAGGAAACUUAUCUGGACCGACCCGAAACUUGCAACUAAAGUUUACUUUGGACCUUGUACGCCCUACCAGUAUCGGUUAAUGGGACCUGGACCCUGGAAAGGUGCCCGGCAGGCCAUCAUGACACAAUGGGAACGAGUGUAUAAACCCCUGCAGACCAGACCAUGUGUUGGAAAUGAGAGCAAGGGCUUUGGAACAGUAUAUAUGUUUAUAAUUGUGGCCUUAGCUGUACUGCUUUACCUUAUUUUAUAGCCGUACACCUUCGUUAUUUUAAGCAAUUAUUCUAUUGUCAUUCCGUCAUUAUUAUGUAAUGACUACAUCACUGAGUAAAUGGACACUGCUGACUCAAUAGUUUAAUCAACAUUGAUGAUAGUGAUUUUGCUUUUUAUAAAGGUUCAACAUAUAUCUGUUGAUAACAGUUAUUGGCACUGUGUUGUAUCGAAAAGCACGUGAAUUGUCGUAAUUUUAUAACGCCUUACCUGCAUGUACAUACUUGCAAUUGGUAUAUCUUAGUGCGUUUGAAGAUAUAUAUUUAUAUUACAGUGCUGAUACCAUGACAUAUCUUUUUCAAAUUCAAAUCUAUUCACUAUACUCUUGAAUGUGUACUACACUGUAUUCAAAUUGUAAUAAGAUAGUGAAGGGAACCAUUGUUCGGAUGUUACAAUUACUAUGCA
This is a messenger RNA of Mercenaria mercenaria, 2086 nucleotides long. RefSeq names its product flavin-containing monooxygenase 5-like. Lineage: Eukaryota; Metazoa; Mollusca; Bivalvia; Venerida; Veneridae. Bases 78 to 1664 code for a protein of 528 amino acids. Gene Ontology annotation, molecular function: flavin adenine dinucleotide binding; NADP binding; N,N-dimethylaniline monooxygenase activity. The transcript has 5 exons. The record is from RefSeq and is a predicted model, not a curated record.